UUUUACGACGUAACGUAUUACGUAUUCAAAGAUGGCGGCGCGCAGUGUGACAGGUCGUGUGUUGUGAAACAUAGCUAGUUAUUCUCACAGUGACAGUAUGUUAGGUUUGUUAAGAUAGCCAAUUACACGUUUUUCAUAAAUAAUACUGAUGUGGCAUUGUUUAAGAAUAUGUCACAACGUUAGCGAUUGAAUGCGGUGAAACAAUCUUAAGAUGGUAGCAAGUACCUGAAUGGCACUUUAGGAAACUGUCUCCAACUAGAAAAAAACCUUUCAGUUAGAGAGAGAAUGCUUUCAGCGACAUGGUCACGACUGUCCUGCAGGGGUUUGUCCAGCCGAGGACAGAGGACGCUGAGUCUGUUCUCCAGCUCAGGACCUUCAAACUGGAGUAAAGUGGUCUCCGAUGCGGAGAAGAUCGUCGGAUAUCCAACCUCCUUCAUGAGUCUCCGCUGCCUCCUCAGUGAUGAGCUCAGUAAUGUUGCCAUGCACGUCAGGAAGCUGGUCGGGACUCAGCACCCGUUACUCAGCACUGCAAGAGGGUUUGUCUAUGACAACAGGAACAACCUUCAGAUGAGGGGUGUGAUUGUCCUGCUCAUGUCGAAAGCUGCGGGGCCGAGCCACACAGCAUCCGAUCUGUUGACUCAGGAUAUGGUCAGCGGCAUCUACCCCAGCCAGAGGAACCUGGCAGAAAUCACAGAGUUGAUCCACACUGCAUUCUUGGUGCAUCGUGGGAUAGUCAAUCUGAAGGAGUGGACAGUUUCAGAUGGCCCACUGAAGGACAUGCAGUUUGGGAAUAAGAUGGCCGUCCUGAGCGGCGACUUCCUACUGGCAAAUGCUUGUACCGGACUUGCCCAGCUAAAUAACACUAAGGUUGUUGAACUGAUCUCAAGUGCCAUUGGUGAUUUAGUUCAAGGAAUCUACUAUGAGAAUUCCAGUAAUACUGAGGAGAAUAGUCUCACCGAUGGCGUCAACGUGGCGACUUGGGAGGAGCAGGCGUUCUUGUCCCACGGGGCGCUGCUAGCCAAGAGCUGUCAAGCUGCGAUGGAGCUCGCCCAACAUGACAAGGAGUCCCAAAGACUGGCCUAUAAGUACGGCAAGCACCUAUCACUAGGCCACAAGCUGAACUCUGACCUGCAGCCAUUUGUGAAGAGCAGUGUGGGAGAGCCGGCGUCGUUCAAUUUGAGCGCCGCCCCAGUAGUCUUCCACCGUCAGAUCGUCGGCCGGGAGAGAUGGCAUCAGCAGCUGCAGCAGGCAAAAACACAGAGAAACCAACUGGAUAACUCAAAGCUUUUGGCAGCAGUUAAGUCAGAGAAAGGCGUGAGCUCAGCAGUGGACUUAUGCUGUUACCAUGGCAACAAGGCUCUGGAGGCCAUCCAGGCUUUCCCCUCCUCCGAGGCUCGAUCCGCCUUGGAGAACAUCGCCUCCGCCAUCACCAAAUUUUGAUCUGGACACACACCCACACACACGAACACACACACACCCUCACACACACACACACACACACACACACACACUACACAUACUGCUGUUUCAAAAUGUGCAGGCUGAAGUGUCUUCAUCUGCGGAAGCAACUGGACGACACUUAAGAGACAAAUGAACUUGAUUUGAGCCAGGUGCUGGCUCAUGUCUGGAGAAACUGCUCUGCUCGGUUGUGGAUGACAAUGUGCAUCAGAAAUGCAAUGGCUAAAUCCAUAAAUGAUCAUCAUUAAAAACAGAAUUAAAAACACCA
Messenger RNA from Xiphias gladius (swordfish), 1726 nucleotides. It is a transcript of the gene pdss2, whose product is annotated as prenyl (decaprenyl) diphosphate synthase, subunit 2. Gene Ontology annotation, cellular component: transferase complex; mitochondrion. Lineage: Eukaryota; Metazoa; Chordata; Actinopteri; Istiophoriformes; Xiphiidae. The record is from RefSeq and is a predicted model, not a curated record. Gene Ontology annotation, biological process: ubiquinone biosynthetic process; isoprenoid biosynthetic process. Gene Ontology annotation, molecular function: prenyltransferase activity. The transcript is spliced from 8 exons. Bases 286 to 1440 code for a protein of 384 amino acids.